UGUUCUGGACCCAGUAGGAGGCCCAUGGAGCCUGGGGCCACAGGCCACAGAGGACAAGGGCCAGACACCCCAGCCAUGGCUCUGGGCCAUUGAUCCACCGCAGGCCAGCCUGGUGGGGGUGGGGAAACGUUGGCCUGAACAAACAGAGCUCCCGUAGGCCCGUGUGUGGGACUGUCACCCACCCACCACUCCGGGAGGAUGCCCAGGGCUGAGGCCCCCCAGGUCACCGGCGGGCAGAGUGAUGGAGGUGGUGGUGAGGAGGCAGAGCCAGAGGGCAUGUUCAAGACCUCCAAGAGGAGAGCCCGGGACUACAUGUGCCUGGCGCCCUUGUGGCUGGUCCUGGUCCUAUUGGCUUCAGUGGCGGUCAUGCUCUGGUAUUUCCUAGGGUAUAGGGCCGAGGUGACAGUCAGCCAGGUGUACGCGGGCAGCCUCCGGGUGCUCAAUCGUCACUUCACCCAGGACCUCGCCCGCCGUGACUCUGGCAUCUUCCGCAGUGAAGCCGCUAAAGCCCAGAGGAUGCUCAAAGAACUCAUUGCCAACACCCGCCUGGGUUCUUACUACAACUCCAGCUCCAUCUACUCCUUUGGGGAGGGACCCCUCACCUGUUUCUUCUGGUUCAUCUUGCAAAUCCCAGAGCACCUCCGGCCCUCGCUGAGCCCCGAGAUGGUGCAGACGCUGCUGGCGGAGGAGCUGCUGUCUGCAGCCAAUAGCUCGGCCCCUGUCUCCUACACGGCCGAGUAUGAGGUGGACCCUGAGGGUCUGGUGAUCCUGGAAGCCAGUGUGAAAGACAUAGUGGCACUGAAUUCCACUCUGGGCUGUUACCGCUACAGCUACGUGAGCCAGGGCCAGGCUCUGCGGCUCAAGGGCCCCGACCACCUGGCCUCCAACUGCCUGUGGCACCUGCAGGGCCCCCAGGAGCUGAUGCUCAAGGUGCGGCUGGAGUGGACCCUGGCUGAGUGCCGCGACCGCCUGGCCAUGUAUGACGUGGCUGGGCCACUGGAGAAGAGGCUCAUCACCUCGGUCUACGGCUGCAGCCGCCAGGAGCCAGUAGUGGAGGUGCUGGCCUCGGGUGCCGUCAUGGCGGUGGUGUGGAAGAAGGGCCUGCACAGCUACGUGGACCCCUUCGUGCUCUCCGUGCAGCCAGUGGCUUUCCAGGCCUGCCAGGUGAACCUGACGCUGGAGGGCCGGCUGGACCCACAAGGUGCCCUCAGCACACCCUACUUCCCCAGCUACUAUUCUCCCAGCACCCACUGCUCCUGGCACCUCACGGUGCCCUCUCUGGACUAUGGCUUGGCCCUCUGGUUUGACGCCUAUGCUCUGCGAAGACAGAAGUAUGGCCUCCCAUGCACACAGGGACAGUGGACAAUCCAGAACAGGAGGUUGUGUGGCUUGCGCACCCUGCAGCCCUACGCUGAGAGGAUCCCUGUGGUGGCCACGGCUGGCAUCACCAUCAACUUCACAUCGCAGAGCUCCCUGACAGGGCCGGGCGUGCGGGUGCACUACAGCCUGUACAACCAGUCGGACCCCUGCCCCGGUGAGUUCCUCUGCUCCGUGAAUGGACUCUGUGUCCCUGCCUGCGACGGGAUCAAGGACUGCCCCAACGGCCUAGACGAGAGAAACUGCGUCUGCAGAGCCACAUUCCAGUGCCAAGAAGACAGCACGUGCAUCCCCCUGUCCCGAGUGUGUGACCGGCAGCCCGACUGUCUCAACAGCAGCGACGAGGCGCAGUGCCAAGAGGGAGUGCCUUGUGGAACCUUCACCUUCCAGUGUGAGGACCGCAGCUGUGUGCGGAAGCCCAACCCACAGUGUGACGGGCAGCCGGACUGCAGGGACGGCUCGGAUGAGCUCCACUGUGACUGUGGCCUCCAGGGCCCCUCCAGCCGCAUCAUAGGUGGGGCUGUGUCCUCUGAGGGUGAGUGGCCAUGGCAGGCCAGCCUCCAGGUUCGGGGCCGGCACAUCUGUGGGGGUGCCCUCAUCGCCGACCGCUGGGUGAUCACAGCUGCCCACUGUUUCCAGGAGGACAGCAUGGCCAAUCCAGCGCUCUGGACAGUGUUCCUGGGCAAGAUGCGGCAGAAUGCCCGCUGGCCUGGAGAGGUGUCUUUCAAGGUGAGCCGCCUGCUCCUGCACCCAUACCACGAGGAGGAUAGCCAUGACUACGACGUGGCCCUGCUGCAGCUCGACCACCCAGUGGUGCGCUCGUCCACCGUCCGCCCCGUCUGCCUGCCCAUGCGCUCCCAUGUCUUCGAGCCGGGCCUGCAUUGCUGGAUCACGGGUUGGGGCGCCCUGCGAGAGGGUGGCCCCACCAGUAAUGUCCUGCAGAAGGUGGAUGUGCAGUUGGUUGCACAGGACCUGUGCAGUGAGGCCUAUCACUACCAGGUGACACCACGCAUGCUGUGUGCUGGCUACCGCAAGGGCAAGAAGGAUGCAUGCCAGGGUGACUCUGGUGGCCCGCUGGUGUGCAAGGAGCCCAGUGGCCGCUGGUUCCUGGCGGGGCUGGUCAGCUGGGGCCUGGGCUGUGGCCGGCCCAACUACUUUGGCGUCUACACUCGCAUCACAGGUGUGAUUGGCUGGAUCCAGCAGGCCCUGACCUGAGGUGCCAUGAGCCGGGGGCACCUCCUGGAAGGAGAGCACACAGGGCACCCACCAGGUGGAGGAACAAGUAUUCUGGGGGCAAGUGGCCCUGCAGAGGCAGGAGGCCUCAUCCUGUCCCUACCAUUCUCCAGACUGCACAAGGAGGGGGAAGGCCAUCAGCCUGUGGUCAGGACCUCCUGGGGGCCCAGGUCCAAUGGGUCAGGAUGGUGGGGGUCACACCCAGCCCCAUCACCUGCCAGUCCAUCCUCUUGGUCUCAUCUUUCUCCCUGCUUCAUACUCGGGGGUACUCAGUGGGAUGGUGCAGCUCUGUCCCAGGAAGAAGGGUCAAGCUCCCUCCUCCAGGCAGAGCCUGUGCAGAUGCGACGCGUAGCCCUGGCUCCAGAGCAGAUUCCAGCCUCUGUGAGAUGGGAGGUGGGCCUGGGACGACAAGUGGGCAACUGCUGCCCUAAGCCAAAGGGUGGGAUGACCUCAGCUGGAGGGUCCUGCCACCCCUGCCCCCGCCUAGAGGGCAGCUCACUCUCAAAAAUAAAGCACCUGCCCCAG
Octodon degus (degu) is the source of this 3135-nucleotide messenger RNA. It is a transcript of the gene Tmprss6, whose product is annotated as transmembrane serine protease 6. The record is from RefSeq and is a predicted model, not a curated record. Gene Ontology annotation, molecular function: serine-type endopeptidase activity; protein binding. Lineage: Eukaryota; Metazoa; Chordata; Mammalia; Rodentia; Octodontidae. The transcript has 18 exons. Gene Ontology annotation, biological process: proteolysis. The coding region runs from base 199 to 2592 and encodes 797 amino acids.